AUGCAAGCAGGAAACGCCUCCGCCCUUCCCCCUACCGACUGCUCCCCUACUCCCGACGCGCUUGAGCGUGUUCUCCUCUCUGACUCUGACGACAUAGGGACGUCGCAACCUUCGCCAGCCGCCGACGUCCCUCCUCUGUAUGACGUCCCCGUCAAGGUUAUCGACAGUCAAUAUCAGGGCACGCUGCUCGCGCUCUCAGCCAACUACCUGGAGAUUGCGUCCAGGCUCUCGACUCUAGGCUGCGUCACGGACGCUGAUGCGCAACUGCUUCGCAAGUACUCGGAUGAUUUCAAGUUGCUCGCAAGGCUGGAUUCCGAACAACCUUCUGGACAACUAUCGGUGGAGUUCCCCUCCUUGGCUUCCUACCACGUCCUCGCGUUUGCCGUACUUCUAUGCUACUCGCCAGGCGUAGUGUAUGACGUGUGGUCGGACGGCGAAGCGUCGAUAGCGUGUGUCUUGAUAUGGUUGAAGAACGUCGCCCAGGUAAUCUACUGGAACGUGAUACCGACGACGCCGCUAUCCCCAGUCGAGAACAUGGACUUCUUCAUGUCAUGCGCCGGCACGUUUGAGAUAUUCGCCCCUUUUAUGAAGUGGCGCGACGGCUGUUACGAGUUCGGCGGUCUCGAGGCUGAUGACUCUGGCGAGUCCUGGCGUUUUCCGCAAUCUCGCCGAAGCGACGAUGGGCAAUCCUCUCACGGUAUCUCGGGUUCGUCUUCGGAUGAGCGGUCGCCUUCACCUUCAAUCGACCACGCGGCGUCACGUUGCGAGAGACUGACCCUCUCGUCGAGCGUUCACGCUCUUCGCUUUGACUCUGACACUGGGUCUUACUCCGUAGAUGCCAAUUUCUACUCAGUCAACAAUAACGUCGUGUCCAUCCGUCUUUCUGACGCUCUCCCGUCGCGGGCGCCUCCCGUCGAGCAAAAUUAUGUCAUUCUCCCGUUGGGCGAUCGGACUCACCUCUCAUGGCGCCAGACUAUUGGCAUGUUCAUCAGCGGUGCUCUCCUCAGUCAGACGAGUGAUGCACCCUCCAACCGCAAGUUAUGGGUUCUCGAGUCAUUUCCACCUGAUUAUGUUCUCGCGCGUCGCACAAGGCGUACUCGCAAGAAGGAUGGCACAGAGAAGAGCCGCACAGACGUUUACCUAUAUGGCGGCAAGUCACGCUUUGCAUCACCUGCAGAGUUCGCAGCGCACGCGAUAUGGCUGAUGCGCGGCGCCAUUGCUGGCGAUUGCGCGUGUAAACACUGCUCAAACGCCUCUCAAGAGACCAUCACCGCCACCUUGGAGGAGCUUCUCAAGUCUGUAUCUAGCUACUCGCGAGGUAGUGGAGGCACCAGGCGUAGGGCUAGCUGGAACGGACAAACGCGGGAGACUGCCGAAGUGAACACGACUGAUGCCCAGGUCAGACGCAGACUCAGUGUCUGA
This is a messenger RNA of Peniophora sp. CBMAI 1063, 1422 nucleotides long. The record is from the annotation of a GenBank genome assembly. NCBI's taxonomy places the organism in Eukaryota, Fungi, Basidiomycota, Agaricomycetes, Russulales, Peniophoraceae.